AAAAAAAAAAGGCAGUUCAAAUUCAGGCUCGGAUCUCGGAAAGACGCGAGUUCCUGUUUGAGUGAGAACCCCAUCUGCAAACCCGUCGCGUCUCUUCUCCCUCGGGACUUUUUCCUGGUCAGGGGAAAUCAGUCAUCACAGAUCACACGAAAACGAAAGGCAGCUUGUGAACUUCCGGAAGCGCUGGCGCAGCGCACAGCGGUCGGCGGCAGCGGAGGGCAGAGCCAUGGACUCUCCGCCGGGGCCUUUGUCCAGGUCGGCCGUCAGCGCCAACUGCUCCGAGGCGUGGGACCCACACCUCUACCCCACCGUUUUCCUGAUAAUGGGAUAGAAGAUGGCUACCCUCACAGCCUCCCAGUGCUUUCAUCUCCUUCAAGAAACCAGCCCAAUCUGAACUAAAACCUUCUGUUAUGAAUUCUGUAUAGCUGGGAGCUGGGCAGGUGUCUUUCAGGUUGUGGAAAUGAUGGAAAAAAGGACAUGUGCACUAUGCCCCAAAGACCUCGAGUGUAGUGUCCUGUACUUUGCACGAUCAGAGAAUAUAGCUGCUCAUGAAAAUUGUUUGCUGUAUUCUUCAGCACUUGUGGAAUGUGAGGAUCAUGAUCCACAUAAUUUCGAUAGAAAUUUUGAUGUGGAAACAGUAAAGAAAGAAAUCUCUAGAGGGCGGCGGUUGAAAUGCACAUUUUGUGGUAAAAGAGGAGCCACCGUGGGAUGUGAUGAAAAAGCCUGUACCAAGACUUACCACUUUUUCUGUGCCAAGAAUGACAAUGCAGUUCUACACUCUGGAUCUGGAGGAAUUUAUAACGUGCUUUGCCGACAACAUGCCCCACUGAAAGACACUCAAAUUGAGCUACACUCAGUGAAGCGUCUGCCUCGGGUCUUCCAUCCUCACAACAGUCGGAAGACUACACCAAGACGAGUUCAUUUUGCACAAUCGAAAAGAAAAAGGGGAAGGAAGAAAGGUACCUCAACACCUUUGCAAGUGCAGCAACGUGAACGAAUGACAUUAAAUACACUCAUAAAACAAAUGAAGGAAAAGGAUGGCAGACACACAGAUGCAGUUGUAAAAGUUGCUUUUCUUAAGAAAUGUAAGGAAGCGGGACUUCUUAAUGACUUAUUUCAAGAAAUACUAGACAAACUCCAUUUGAUUCAGGAAAGACUCAUGGAUGAGACUGCUUCAGAAUCAGACUAUGAAGAAAUUGGGACUUCACUUUUUGACUGUAGAUUGUUUGAAGACACAUUUGUACAUUUUCAAGCAGCGUUAGAGAAUAAAAUUCAUCAAUUUGAAGAAAAGCGGCUGCAGCUGAAGGAAGAGAUUGAGCUACUUCAGGACUUAAAACAAACCUUGUGUUCUGUUCAAGAAAAUAGAGACCUUAGUUCAAGUUCUACUUCAGUAUCUUCUCUGUCUCCUUAAGAAUUACCAUUUCAUAAGCCAGGAAUCUGGCUUACUCGUGAGCAGGUUGAAAACUGGAGAGCCGGCCCGUGAAAGCCCCAAAUCUUUAGGACAAAGCCUCUCAUGUCUCUGGUGGGCAAACUUCAGUCCUCACCAGCUCUUACCUGUUCAUACCUAACAGGAUGUUUACUGCCUCCCUCUUAUUAUCUCACUUCUACCUCUCCGCUGAUAAAAUGUUUCUCAGGUUUUACUUGAGUAAAUUGGAUUAUGCCUCCCAUCUCUCCCACUCUCUAUACUAAAACUCUUUUGGUGGCUUCCUGCUGGUGCAUUGCCUCCCACCCCUGUUCCACUCCAGUGAACUACUUGACUUUCAGUAAUACACCAGGUGCUCCUAGCCCCAGGGCCUUUGCAUAUCCUGUUGUGCUGACUGCUGCUGCGGAUCUCAUGAUACCAGUUCUGCCAUUUAGUCCAUCUGAGUGUACUCUUCCUUCAUAUCACUUCCCAGUGUAACCCACCACAUCCUAUAUCACAUCAUAAAAGUAUAAGCUCCAUGAGGGUAGGAACUCACUAUUCUUUGUUUGCUCACUUAGAUAUAAUCACAUUCCCAGCACCUAGCAUGUUCAAUAAAUGUUUACUGAAUAAAUGCAUAAAUUAUCAUAAUCUUUUGAGACUAGUUCCAGCCCAUAAUGCCUCUUAGAUAUAAUAAAUUUGAAUAUUCUGCUUUUACUUGGACUAAAUUUACCUGUCUGCUUGUCAAAAAGUCUGAUUUUCAAAUUUCUUCUCAGCCACAGCCACCACAUGGGCAUACAUCAUCUUCAAAGUAAACAUUAAAAUUUAAAACUGGACUCUCCAAAUAAGAACAUCAGUGGGAAUAUAUAAGAAUGAGAAAAAAAAAGACUUUUCUCAAACUAACAAUAAAUAAUUCAGAUUUUUAUGCCCCACCAUUAGGACCCCUGAAAACCUCACAUACGCAUUUCUAACUUUUUACCAUAGUACCCUGAUUUGCACUAAUGCUACAUUUCAUGAGUUUGAUCUGAGUCUCCAGCAUGGAGUCUGGCAUGUGUAAGUACUCAAAAACUAUCUGAUUAAGGAAGAAUAUGUAGAUUAAGCAUCUUAAGAUGCUUAACCAUAGAGCUGGGAGGACUAUGGGUGGAGCUGGGCUCCUUGUUAAUUCUCUAGUCUUGACUUCCUGUUGAACUUGGUGGUAACUUCUGGGGAAGGGAUGUUGGCCUCUGGACUUUUUCCACAUGGGUGGCCGGUUGGGAUACUGGGCCGGCAAGUGUGUAUAUACACAUUCUGUGGCUUUCUUUUUUCUUUUCCCAAAUAAACUGUUCUUUUGGUGGA
Rhinolophus ferrumequinum (greater horseshoe bat) is the source of this 2734-nucleotide messenger RNA. It is a transcript of the gene PHF11, whose product is annotated as PHD finger protein 11. NCBI's taxonomy places the organism in Eukaryota, Metazoa, Chordata, Mammalia, Chiroptera, Rhinolophidae. Gene Ontology annotation, cellular component: nucleus. Gene Ontology annotation, molecular function: histone binding; histone deacetylase binding. The transcript has 12 exons. Bases 461 to 1411 code for a protein of 316 amino acids. The record is from RefSeq and is a predicted model, not a curated record.